AUGGCAUGCCGGCUCGCCCUCUGCAGGGCUGCAACACAUCUUGCAAAGCGUGGGCUGGCAACUGUGGUUUACGGCGAGGCAGCGGCGACCGCAAAAUCAUCUACUGCCGCAGAAAUCUACAAAGGAGACACGGAUCAAGCUUUCUUGGUCAGAGGGUACGGGGCCACUCUCACGCAGCAGGAGGAACUGCUAGAUCAGAACCAGUCGACACAACGCACAUUUUUUUCCGCAACCUGUUUUCUCGAGGAGGAACUGUCAAGUCAGAACCGGUCCGACAUGUUCAAAGCGGCGAAUGAUCGAAUGACAAGGGAUUUUUGGAUUUUCAUGUUGUCCAUGGGAGCUAUCGCAGGUUACGGUGCGUGUAACAAUAAAAGAUCGGAUAAGCUAGGCACUGUAACCUCUGUCAAGGGAUCGGAUUGGGAGGAUCCAGAUGAAGAAUAUCGUAAAUUUUAUGAUGUGAAGAGAGCGUCGAUUUAUUCAACCACGGCGUACACUGAUGUCAAGGGGGUCACCGGAAAAGGCCUUAACUUGGAUGAAGUGAACGUGUCCAUGCAAUCAACCACGAGAUUCCGUGAUGUCAAAGGAGUUGACGAAGCCAAAGCUGAGCUCGAGGAUAUUGUACACUACCUAAGAAAUCCCAAGCAUUUCACGUGCCUUGUGGGCAAGCUUCCAAAGGGUGUUUUGCUUGUUGGCCCACCGGGCACGGGGAAGACCAUGUUGGCAAAGGCUGUGGCCGGGGAAGAUGGUGUCCCGUUCUUUGCGUGCAGCGGCGGCGAUUUCGAGGAGAAAUAUGUUGGUAUUGGUGCUAAGAGAGUGAGGGAUCUCUUCGGUGCUGCAAAGAAGCGAUCCCCUUGCAUAAUAUUCAUCGACGAGAUCGAUGCGGCGCGCACUACUAGGUUGCCUGAGGACAAUCCCUACUUCAAACCCUACCUCUGGGUUAGUUGGUUAGUAGUGGUCUGGGCGGCGAUGCGGGCUUCUGCCGACAUCAUCAUUCUUGCAGCGACCAACUUCCUAGAGUCACUAGAUAAAGCCGUUACUAGACCUGGGCGUUUUGAUCGUCAUGUCCAGGUUCCUAAUCCAGAUGUCCUGGGCCGGCAGCAGAUCCUCGAGGCUUGUAUGUCAAAGGUCGAAGCCAAGGGUAUGGAUCUGAUGAUCCUUGCGAGGGGGACACUGGGAUUUUCAGGCGCAGACCUUACAAACUUGGUGAAUUUUGCUGCUCUGAAGGCUGCCAAGGAUGGGGCAGAAGCUGUUACGAUGGAUCAUGUUGAAUACGCCAAGGAGAAGAUCAUGAUGGGCAGCGAGCGUAAAGCGGCAGUGAUACCUGAUAGCUGCAGGAAGAUGAGUGCGUACCACGUGGGAGGGCGGGCCCUUGUUGCUAUCCACACAGACACAGAUGAUGCUCGCCCUAUCUACAAGGCUACCAUUGUCCCGAGGGGGAACGCACUCGGCAUGGUGACCCAGCUGCCAGAGGAAGAAGACGCAUAUAAACUCUCAAGGAAGAAGAUGCUGGCGAAAUUGGACAUCCUCAUGGGAGGCAGGGUGGCUGAGGAGCUUAUAUUUGGAGAGAGCGAGGUGACCUCCAGCGCCCAGUCUGAUCUAACCGAGGCGACUCAGUUGGCGACAGACAUGGUCACUAAGUAUGGAAUGUGCCAGCGCAUUGGCCUUGUGUCCUACAGCAGUGACCGUGGGAUGAAGACGGCGACCUGGAGCGGGCAUACGAUAGUCCUGGCCGAUGAGGAGGUGAAAGAAUUACUGGGUAAAGCUUACAAGAAUGCGAAAAAGAUUGUGACGGUGCACAGUAAGGAGCUUCAUGUGCUAGCCGAUGCCCUCCUUUUUCAUGGAACUCUCACUGGAGACCAGAUCGAGCAGCUAGUAUCGCCAAGUAAAGAUAAAUGA
Molecule: messenger RNA, 1896 nt
Organism: Triticum urartu
Lineage: Eukaryota; Viridiplantae; Streptophyta; Magnoliopsida; Poales; Poaceae
Source: RefSeq, a predicted model, not a curated record